Molecule: messenger RNA, 2245 nt
Organism: Danio aesculapii
Lineage: Eukaryota; Metazoa; Chordata; Actinopteri; Cypriniformes; Danionidae
Gene: slc35a1
Product: solute carrier family 35 member A1
Exons: 8
Coding region: 121-1134 (337 amino acids)
Biological process (GO): pyrimidine nucleotide-sugar transmembrane transport
Cellular component (GO): Golgi membrane
Molecular function (GO): pyrimidine nucleotide-sugar transmembrane transporter activity
Source: RefSeq, a predicted model, not a curated record
GUGCCUGUCUGACGGUCGCUUCAUCAUUCGUGCAGGAAUCAGAAAUGUGGACAGUGGCGUCAGUCAGAGGAAGAUAACUGACUAUUAUUACCGUCACCGAGUCACCGACACAACGCAGACAUGGCGAGCGAGUCGGUGAGUGUGCUCUUCAAGCUCUACUGUCUGACUGUGAUGACCCUGAUCGCGGCCACAUACACCGUGGCCCUCAGGUACACCAGGACAGUGUCCACAGAGCUCUACUUCUCCACCACCGCCGUCUGCCUGGCCGAGAUCAUCAAGCUGCUGCUCAGUCUCAUCAUGCUGGUCAGAGAGACUGGAGAUGUGGGCCGCUGUCGAGCUGCUCUGGUCACACACAUAUUCAGGAGCCCCAAAGAGCUGCUGAAGCUGAGCAUCCCGUCGGUGGUCUACGCCAUCCAGAACAACAUGGCCUUUGUGGCCCUGAGCAAUCUGGACGCCGCCGUUUACCAGGUGACGUACCAGCUGAAGAUCCCGUGUACGGCGCUGUGUACGGUGAUGAUGCUGAACCGUUCUCUGAGCCGCCUGCAGUGGUUUUCCGUCUUCAUGCUGUGUGCGGGAGUCACGCUGGUGCAGUGGACGCCGCCGCACUCCUCCAAAGUACAGGUGGAGCAGAACCCGUUCCUGGGCUUCAUGGCGAUAGCAGUGGCGGUGCUGUGCUCUGGGUUUGCAGGAGUGUAUUUCGAGAAGGUCCUGAAGAGCUCGGACACGUCUCUGUGGGUUAGAAACAUUCAGAUGUACCUGUCUGGUAUUGCUGUCACCCUUAUGGGCGUCUACAUGACGGAUGGGGCCCGGGUGCUUGAGAAAGGCUUCUUCUACGGAUACACACCCUGGGUCUGCCUGGUGGUCUUUUUGGCGAGUGUUGGAGGAAUGUACACGUCUGUGGUGGUCAAAUACACUGAUAACAUCAUGAAGGGCUUCUCUGCGGCUGCCGCCAUCGUCCUGUCCACCGUGGCCUCCGUCCUGCUCUUCGGCCUGCAGAUCACGUUGACGUUCAUCAGCGGAGCUCUGCUGGUGUGUGUGUCCAUCUACCUGUACGGUCUGCCCAAACAGGACACCAGUAAAGUGCAGAAGGCCGGAGCAGAGCGAGAGGACACACAGAAGCUGAUCUCAGUGUGACAGAACACACAUACACACACAUUUCUGACUGAUCCAGGACCUGCGGAACGGACCACACUACACCAGGAGGAGCGCUGGGAGAGUUUAUACAGGACGACCACUGUUGUUUAUUUCUGUUAAUAUCAUUUAUACGUCAUGAUGCACAUAGCGAACACUGAUGCCGAUACACUGAACGUACUUGUGCACAUCAGACUGCUUUACUUUAGUUUAUUUUGUGAAGGACCUUUGGCAUUUACUCAAGUGUAAAGUAUCUGCACAGAUCUGUUGGUUUGCCAAUUCAUUUUAAUUACAGAUCAAAGGUCGACUCCAGUGUUUAACGUCCUCCUCGUCAGCCCGGAUGAUCUCUGUGCGUCUCUGAGGAGACUCUUUUAUUGACGGAUCACUGAUACCGUAGUACAGUUCAUGCGUGUGCUGAAGAUUUCUACACCUGAUUGGAAAUACAGCGGGACAGCUUUAUUUACACACACACAUGCAUAGUUUACUGAAGUGUUUCUCAACCACGUUCCUGGAGGACCACCGGCACUGCAUGUUUUGGAUGUCUCCUUUGUCUGUCACACCCAUUACAGGUGUUUCAGUCUCUACUAAUGAGCUGAUGAUCUGAAUCAGGUGUGUUUGGUUAAGGAAACAUGGGUAAUUUGCAGAAUUGGUGGUCCUUCAGGAACGUGGUUGAGAAACGCUGGUUUACAGGGACUCUUCAUAGGCGUAAUGCAUUUCAUACUGUAAUAACCACUCAUUAUAUGGCCCUACAACACACAUGUGGGAUAGAGGAAACCUGUGGCAAAAUAUCAAUAUCAAAAGACUUUAAGUAUGAGAGUUUUGAAUUACAGGGACAUGAGGUGUGACCCUGUAAACCAGCUUAAUAGAGACAUAGCCAUGUCAUUAUACAAUUUGGUGUCCCUGUAAACCACAUAAACCUGUACACACACGCACACAAGAGCCAAUGAAUUCACCAGUGUGCAGAUUCUGACAGUACUGCUCUUAUGUGAGGUAUACAUAUAUGUGCUAAUGUAAUCAUGAAGUGUUUCCCUGCUGAAAAAGACCGUCUAAAACAAUCACAGAAGAGGCGAAUGGUUUUCUCUACAAACGCCAUUAAAAACAAUGCAAACUGCCA